AUGGCUGGUCUCGGAAUUUGGGUCAUUGGCGCGACGGCGGAGGCUUUUUUGAUUCAAUAUAAUGUAUUGUUGUGCUGGUGGUUGACUAUCAAAUGGGCCAGACGUGAGAGAGUUUAUUGGAAGGAAAGUUGGAUGGUUUUCUUCUUGACUGGAGAGAGUUGGUAGAGACGGCGGUAGAAAAAGAUAGAGGUGCAAGUAUUUCAUAAUUUUCGCCUAUUCUGUUCUUGAUCGAUUAUGUAAAAACUCGGAAAAACAGAAAGAAAAUAAGUUAGGUUUCAUUUUUUUAAAAAAAGUUUUUCUCGAGGUUUUUGUUGAAAAAAAGCACAAGAAUACUGUAAACUGAGACUUUUGAGCAAGUUAAAAUGAAAAAAAGAUAUGAAAACUGAAAAAGAGGAAAAAUUUAUUUAUUUAUUUAUAUUAUUCGAAUAAAUUUUUCUAUUUUAUUUCUAAAUCCAUUAAUUUCAGCUGGGGACCGAGUAGCGGAAGUCGAAGAAAUGCUCAAGACUUUCGAGACGGAAAAUAUUCUCAAUUUGGAAGGCUUAUUCCUGAACUCGGACCGUCUACGGAAGGUCAUGGAAAUUGUGCAGUUUUCCUCGAAACCUGGCACUUCUGUUGUCUUCACGCGUUGUGGUUAGAUCGCUGUCAAAAUACAUGCAAAAAAGUUAUGAGUUUAUCCAGAAAUCGAUGAAAAUUCCUUGCAAAUGGCCCGGACGACGGCUUCCAAGGCAAAAGCCGUGAAGAUGAAUGGAAUCAGGGCUUGUGAGGACCCGAUGGAAGCCUUGUUCGAAGUUUAUCCUAAAGGUCGGAUAGAGAAUAAAACCAGGAGUUUUCAGGGCGAGGAUCUCCUGGAACUGCAGAAGUUGGAUAUUUCUAGUCUGGAAUUGAAAGCGACGGAGAGUUUCGAGAAUUUACUUCGGAGGGCGCCGAAACUGCGGCAUUUAGUCAUGGCCGCUGCUCGGAUUUCGCCAACUUUCAACCCCUCAAGAGCUGUUUCUGCCAUCUCUAGUUCGUAUUUUGGUUUUGGUGUUUCACUCUAUUCGCCACAGUUUGAAAUAGUCUCUCAAAAAAAUCAUCAAAGAAGCUCGUCUAUUGGAUUUCAUAAUGACAAACAUUGUUUUCAAACAUUCCGCUUUCUCACUUUUCAGAAAUGCAAAACUUGGUCGAGCUGGACUUGUCCUAUUGCACUUGGAUCAAAGGAGAUGACUGGGGUUCGGCUUUUGGUUCUCUGGACACAUUGGCGAAACUUCGAAUCAUUUCCGUCGACUUGAAGAACGUCGAGUUUGAGGUUUUCGAUUCGAAAGCUAGAAGAUAGUCCUUUUUACAAGUUUGAAGUGGAGUCAGAGAAUGAGAAAAGUAUUAAUUCGAGUUCUAACUUGAUUCAAAAAAGCAUGUCAAGUUAAGAAAGAAAUUUUAAAAAAGGAGUGGGCGAAAGAACGAGCAUAAAAACUAAAAAGAAAAGUAGUGUCAGAGGGAUGAACACUUUUGAAGACUAGUCACGAAGAAGUUGAGCAAGUAGCAGUUUUCGUUUUGGCUCAGAUCAUGACUGUAAGAAAUUUUCCAUCAUCAAGAUCACGUGGCUGCCGAGCCUGACCGAUCUCAACGUCUGUGGCAGCAAGCUGGAGUGGAGCAGCUUCAUGGAGUGGGUCGGCACGAGCUCGCUGACCCGUCUCGACGUCUCCUCUACCGACAUCACCGUCGAACAGCUGGCCGAGGUCGGCGAGCACCGCGGCGGACGUCUUCCGCUGGCUGUCAUCGCCCGACGUCUUCGCUCCGUCGACGAGGACCGGCUUCACAGUCUUCUUAAACCUUUGGCUGAGGCCAAAGUCGACCUAGUCUUGUGA
Molecule: messenger RNA, 1841 nt
Organism: Caenorhabditis auriculariae
Lineage: Eukaryota; Metazoa; Nematoda; Chromadorea; Rhabditida; Rhabditidae
Source: the annotation of a GenBank genome assembly